Mytilus californianus (California mussel) is the source of this 3277-nucleotide messenger RNA. RefSeq names its product probable thiopurine S-methyltransferase. The coding region runs from base 82 to 768 and encodes 228 amino acids. The transcript is spliced from 2 exons. Gene Ontology annotation, molecular function: thiopurine S-methyltransferase activity. Lineage: Eukaryota; Metazoa; Mollusca; Bivalvia; Mytilida; Mytilidae. The record is from RefSeq and is a predicted model, not a curated record.
UUUACUUCCGCUUUAUAAUAACAUAACCAAGGGGCUACUGAAUAAGCGCUACAUAAUACAUUUCAACAGAAGACAUUUUUGAUGAUGGACGAAGAAAACACAAAAUGGAUGAAGGAAUGGGAAGCAUCAAGUACGCCUGCAUGGGCAAUGAAGGGUAUUAAUCCUUACAUAAAAAAAUAUAAAGAUGACCUGACAAAAGGCAUGAAUUGCUCAAAGCUGUUUUUCCCGAUGUGUGGGGACGUAGCAGACAUGCAUUGGCUCUCUGAACUAGGUCAUGACAUCGUUGGAGUCGAAAUAUCUUCAAUUGCAAUUCAGAAAUUUUUCAACGACAACAAUCUGAAAUAUAUAGUCACACCUUGCGAGAAAUUCAAAGGAAGUUUGUAUACAAGCACAACAGGCAAAAUCCGAAUAUAUUGUGGAGACUUUUUUCUUUUCGGCACGUCUAUAGAAUGUGAUUUUGACGGUAUUUGGGAUCGUGGAUCCUUCAAUAUUUUUGACAAUUGUGACUUGAAAAAAGACAAAAGCAAAUUGAAGAAAGAGUAUAUAAACAUACUGAAAUCUGUAAUGAAACCAGAUUGUCACGUUUUCAUUGAAUUGGUUAUUUUUGACUCGACCACUAAGACAGACGAUAUUCAAAUUUAUUUUGGUGAAGACUAUCUUGUUGAAGACCUAGGCUUGGUUGAGAAAUACGCCCCAGAAUAUGACAGUUUUCCUAUUGAAGGCUUUCAGUUCUUCAGAAUUUCCAAAAAAAAAAUUAAAUUUGUCUGAUUAAUUUAUCUAUCAUGAUUGAAUUUAUAUUUUAACAAAUAUUAUAAGGAAAAUAAAACAACGUAAAAACCGAAGUGAUAUGUUCGAUACUAAAGUAUUAUUUGAUUUAUUAUUCAGUAUAAAAUAAUCAAUUAAAUGGAAAAAAUCCAUCGCUCAUCAUAUAUUUUUGAAAAAAAAUCCCGUUCAAAGCUAUAUGUUAACAAGAAGUUGUACCCGUUGUCGUGCUAAUGACUCCAAAGUCUGUCGAAACCCUGUAUCUUGGCAAUGCACAAGGUCAUGUUUUCUCUGACUGUUAAUGACGUCUUUACACUAAAUCCAUUGGCUGUUCGAUGUGUACUGAUUGCUAUUUUAGUUUUAGAUGCAUGAUUUUUUUUUCAUUAGUUGUUAUUGGCUUUGAACUAGCUGUCAGUAACUGCGAGUACUCUCAGAUCUGUACUUAGUGUAUUUUCGUUGUCGGGAUGUGUUUUUGUUAGAUGUAUUUCUGCUUUGGAUCGAUCUGAUGAGUUAAAUCCUAUUCAACUGAUUUUUAUAGUUUUUUCUUAUGUUGUACUGUUACAUCACUGUCCCGGGUUACGGGGAAAGUUGGCGCGCCUUCAAUCUAGUUUAACCCCGCCACAUUUUGUAUGUACCUGUCCCAAGUCAGGAGCCUGUAAGAUCCUGUAAUUCAGUGAAUGUUGUUUGUUGCUGUAUAUCAUAUUUGUUUUUCGUUCUUUAUUUUGUAUAUAAAUCAGGCCGUUAUUUUUUUCGUUUGAAUUGUUUUACAUUUGUCAUUUCGGGGCCUUUUAUAGCCGACUAUGCGGUAUGUGUUUUAUUCAUUGUCGAAGGCCGUACGACGAACUAUAGUUGUUAAGUUCUGUGUCUUUUGGUCUCAUGUAGAGAGUUGUCUCAUUGGCAAUCAUACUGCAUCAAAAUAUUUGUUAAAGUAACGACGGACAAGGUGAUUGCAAUAUAUAGCUCCAACUUCUAUAGUCACAGAUUGCUCUGAUGUUUGACGGUCUUUGUGUGGCCCCACGAUCCCAGCAAGUCAUAAAAAAGUCACAGGACGUCAGAGUUAUCUUAGGCUACCACUCAAAGGUUUUCCAUUAACCGUCUCGAAAAUGAAUGCCCAAAACAAAAACAUAAAAUAUCUUACCUACUAAAAACAAACAUAAUAAAUAAAUAAACUAUCUAAAUAAACGAUUUUGAUAUUUGGAGAAAGAGAGGGGAUAAACAAAACGAUAUUUGCAUAAUGGUUAAUUUUGAUUCUCAAAAUUUGAGAAACAAUUAAAAAAAUGUUUGCAUAAACGAUUCGGGCUGUCCUGUUUAAGGCAAUAUUAAGCAAAUAUAUGUUUAAGGCUCCCCAAACUUUCAAUAAAAAGUGAAUGGCGCACUAGGUUGAUUCUGAGGGUUGAUUCUCUUCGGAAAUAUUUAGUAUGCCCUUGGCAUAUACAAAUAUUAACGGUCGGUAUGAGCUUAGGGUUUUUUUCAAAUACCGGACGAAUUGGCUGCUUAAAGCAAACUAUUAUUUCGUUAUUUCACUUUCAUUAAUGAUCGAACAACGCAAAAUCAUAUUUUAUCAUUUUUUUUUUAGCUCGUAGCUAAUUUCCUUUUAACCAAUGCAUUUUAGUAUUGGUUCAAGUGUAUUCAUGACCUAAAUUCAAGACAAUAGGGUGAUGGUACACCUUUGUAUAAAUCUAAAAUAUACGAGUCUUUGAUGAAGAGUUAGGACCAAUAUCAUUGGAAUAUUUCUUUCAAUUAGAGAGGGUCUGGAUGGGGUUUACAUAAUAGAGAAUAAUGGGUAAUGAUUACAGAAUAAAUGAAAAAAGGCAAAGAAAAAAAGAAUAGAGAAUAAUGGGCAAAUAAUUAAAGAAUAAAGAAAAAUGACAAAGAAAAAUAAAGAAAAAUGACCAAGAAAAUUAAAGAAUACAAAAAUGAAUGGUCCCCUAUUCAGACCCUCAUAACAGGGUUAAAAUCUAAAAGUUGUCAAGAACAACGUUUAUAUCAUAUACUUGAAACGUUUUUCAACAAUUCAAUAAACCAGAAUGUAGUUCAACACUGCGUGUUGCUGUUGACGACAUUUUAAUACAAUAUUGCAAUUUUUACAUAUUUUUUUGAAAAGAAUUUUUUUUUGGUAAAGAAAGUCCUUCUUUUAUAUCAUUGUAUGAAUACCAACAGUUUUUUUUCUGUUAAAAUUUUGACGAUUUUGAGCUAGCUUCUGGAAUUUAUUACUCGUUUAUUUGUUCAGAAAUAAGCCAUAAUAAUGUAACAACUUAAAAUACACAUAUAAAGAUGCGAUACUUUGAAUUUACAUAAAGAUUGGAAGACUUUUGAAAAUGGCUCUUGUGUGAAAUAAACUCCGAGGGAAAUUGCCCUUCUUCUUUAUUCCAAAUGUUUUAGACUAUAUGGACGUUUAAGUACAUACUGUCUAGAAAUCGGUUUAGAAGAACUGAAAGCCUGAAGUGUAUAAAAAGGGUAGAGAGUGAAGAUAUUAAAUGUUGUUAGAAAUAUUAAUAACAAAAUAUGAACUUUG